GAAAAGAGAGGCAACGGCAGAGGGUUCACCCUCUCCCAUUCAGACCUCGGAUUUUAGGCGGUUGAGAGGUCACAGACCUUGAAUUUCAUCAAUGGAGUUCGUUUGUGGAUUUCGGCGUUAAAAAUCAAUUCAAUUUUGUCUUCUUCUUUCUGCAUUCAAGCGGCGGCUGUACUCGUUCGUACGGGUCAUGGCUAAACUCCUCAUCGGAGAUAGAAGAAGGGGGCCUAACAAAAUUUUUAACGACUCUACUAUGGACUGAUAUAUAUGCAUGCCUAUGUGUUUUCUUUAGGAUCAUUCAUUUCUAAAGGUGACUCCACAGUGGGAUAUUCCUUAAAAUCCCCCCCUAACCAACUGCUGGAGAAUCAAUGGCUUCCCUCUCUUCUCUCGCCUUCUCCGGCCCUCGCCCCCUCCGUCAUCAACCCAACCCUAUUCACGACGUUCGCCUCCCUUUCACUCUGCGUUCAUCCACCGAUCUCAAUUUUUCCGCCAAAGCCAACUCCGGUCAACAACCAACUCCACCCCCUUCAGAGACGGAGGAGAAAAAAUCUUUUGCCGUAGCUACAGGCGAACUUUUCAUCGGAAUAGCGUCGCGUAUACUGAAGCCUCGAGUCGGAGGCAGUGCUGGAAUAGAGGGACAUGGAAUGUCGAUGUUUAAGGAUGAUCAGGAGAAGGAGAGUUAUCUGUGGAAGAGGAGGAAGGAGGAAAUUGCGAAGGUGGUUGAGGAUCCCGUCCAUCCGGAGGUAUUGUGGGAGCAGACUGUCAAGGACGUUGAAGCUGAGCAGCAGUGGAAGCCGGUUACUAGUCCUGGAUUUAGCUUUUCCGCUGCUGGUCUCUUGUUUCCAUAUCAUCUUGGGGUAGCUCAGUGUCUAAUUGAGAAGGGAUACAUAAGGGAAACAACAGCCUUGGCUGGUUCAUCUGCUGGUGCUAUUGUUUGUGCAGUAAUAGCAUCUGGAGCGACAAUGCAAGAGGCACUGAAAGCAACAAAAUUAUUGGCUGAGGAUUGCCGGCUUAGGGGAACGGCCUUCCGCCUUGGGGCUGUUCUCCAAAAUAGUUUAGUGGGACUUUUGCCGGAUGACAUCCAUAUUAGGUGCAAUGGAAGAGUUCGCAGUACACUGUUUUUGGGGGUGCCUUUGUAGCCAAUCAGCAUUCUGCUGUCAAAUUCAUAGAUCGACCCACAACGACCACUGGUCCAUAGCCCGGUGCUGCAGGCCCACUAGUCUCAAGUCCACACAUACCACCACUACCAAGUGUUGAUAACAUUGCUCUAUUGUAGUUGCAAUAACAGAGAUUUUUUGGAGGCCAAGGAGUUUGUUGGUUGAUCAGUUUGAUUCUAAGGAGGAUCUCAUAAAUGCAGUAAUGACAUCUUCUUUUAUUCCUGGAUAUCUUGCACCAAGACCUGCCAUGAUGUUCCGUAACCGACUUUGCGUUGAUGGGGGUUUGACAGUUUUUAUGCCGCCAACUUCUGCUUCUGAAACGGUACGCGUUUGUGCUUUCCCAGCUAGCCGGCUAGGACUGCCUGGAGUCGGGAUUAGUCCGGACUGCAAUCCUGAAAAUAGGGCCACCUCACGGCAGCUCUUUAAUUGGUCAUUGGAGCCUGCAGAGGAUGAAGUCCUCGAUAACCUCUUCGAGCUCGGGUAUGCAGAUGCAGCUGUGUGGUCAGAAGAGAACCCGUUGGAGGGUUUAGUUCAGGAAGAAGGUUGCAGUUCUUUAUGAGAGAAGCUUCAACAACAAUAGUCUUAUAAGUUAUAAACCCAGUUUUAUGGUUGCACCAACCACUACUUGUGGGGUUUAUAGACAAAAGCACAUCAGGCGUGGAGAUAACAAGCCAAAAUCGCUGUAUAGUACACAAAUGACUAUGUGCCUGUCUGGUGAUGGUUGUAGUGGCUUGAAAAUGCUGAAAUCGCUGAAAUUGUGUUUGGUAUAUCUUGACUGAAGCGAGUAUAAUUACCUUUUAGGUAUUACUUUCUUCCUAUUUUAAAUAUGUGUGUUAGCUUUGCUAAUAUAAUUAUAUUA
This is a messenger RNA of Cuscuta europaea, 2013 nucleotides long. The record is from the annotation of a GenBank genome assembly. Lineage: Eukaryota; Viridiplantae; Streptophyta; Magnoliopsida; Solanales; Convolvulaceae.